AUGGCGGACCACUCAACCAUCCCGUCACCGAGCCCUCUCUCCCUCCUUCACACGCUGCACCACCCUGGCAGCGGCUCUACGCGCUCAUGGCAAUCCGUCUCGCACCCGGACCCCUCCACCCCGCUACUGGCUACCGCCUCUGCCGAUAAAAGCGUAAACAUCUACUCACUGAGAGAUUUCUCCGUCGUUUCGACAAUAUCUGGCGGGCACAAGCGCAGCGUGCGGACGGUGGCGUGGAAGGAUUUCGGCCGCCCCAAAAAGAAUGGCAGAAGGAAGCCCGUCGUGCUGGGGACGGGCAGCUUCGACGCCAAUGUCGGCAUAUGGGUGUGGAAUGACGAGCGGCGGCCGGCACAACUGGGAUCCGAAGUUGAGGGUGCUGAAAUUGGGAACUCCCAUGCCCCAACGUCCGAGGAUGCCAUUGAGACGGACAUGAACGACGAUACAGAAGAAUGGCACUUCAGCACCCUCCUUACAGGUCCGGACAGCGAAAUCAAAUCCAUUGAUUUCAGCCCGCCACACUACCCUGCGAAUAUUCUGGCCACUAGUUCGCGAGACAAGAGCGUAUGGAUCUGGGAGGAGGUGGAGCCCGAAGAGUGGGAGACCAUUGCCGUGUUGAGCGAGCAUACAGGCGACGUCAAAUGUGUAGGGUGGUGCACGGGAGCGAAGAGGAGGAAGGUCCUGAAACGGAGGAGCGGCGUCGCGGGAGAACAGGGAGAUGGGGAUCUGGAGAUGAGCAAUGGGUCUGAAGCGCAAGUGAAUGGUCUGUCUUCAGCGACGCAACACGGGAGUGCAGGCGAUGAGGAUGAAGAAGACGAGAUCGUGGGUGCUCGGCCCAUCCUCGCGUCUGGGUCCUACGACGACACGAUCCGUCUAUGGCGCGACGUGGAAGAAGAAGGCGAUUGGCUCUGCGUGGCUGUGAUAGCUUCACACACAGGCACGGUCUGGGAUCUGAAGUGGGAGGGCCACAUAAACUACUCGGUACUCGACAUUCCUCGCGACGCAACAGCCGAAGAGGAGCAUGCCGCGAUCCGGGCUUUCGAGGACGAUUGGCAGCCGCGUAUCGUUUCCUGCUCCGACGACUUGACCGUCCGCGUAUGGCGGAGAGAACUGAGUGCAGCUGAGAAAGAGAAACGAAGGCAACAGAGGCAAACAGGUGCACCUACCACCGGUGCUGCGCCCAUGGGAUUUGCGUCGAGCAGGAUACCCUCGGUGAUACGGCCCAUGAGCGCGAUGGAAAACUGGGUCGAGGACGCGAUUCUCCCGCAGGCUCACGUGCGAAGCGCUUACGCGGUAGAUUGGUCGAGACGCACAGGCCUGGUAGUCAGUUGUGGCGGUGAUGGGACGAUUGUCGUAUACAGAGAGGUUGCGGCGCCCGCGCAGGAAGGAGGGGAUGUCGAUAUGAACGGCACGGCUGCUGAAGCGUCCUCGGAAGCUCUAUCUCCCGAGACUCACCCGGCCGAAGAAAGCGAGCCUUACCAACUUCGAAAGUCGACAUGGGAAAUCGUCGCGCUGAUGGAAGUAGCGCACGAUGAAUACGAAAUCAACCACGUCUGCUGGGCGGAGAGGAGAGACAAAGAUCGACGCUUUGAUGGCGAGGAGAUUAUUGUGUCCACAGGCGACGAAGGCGCCGUCAGGAUAUGGGCUUUGCCCGAGGAUUUGGUGAGGGAUGGACAAUGA
Messenger RNA from Cladophialophora carrionii CBS 160.54, 1677 nucleotides. RefSeq lists its product as uncharacterized. Gene Ontology annotation, cellular component: cytosolic [4Fe-4S] assembly targeting complex. The transcript has a single exon. Gene Ontology annotation, molecular function: protein binding. Gene Ontology annotation, biological process: iron-sulfur cluster assembly. The record is from RefSeq and is a predicted model, not a curated record. Bases 1 to 1677 code for a protein of 558 amino acids. Lineage: Eukaryota; Fungi; Ascomycota; Eurotiomycetes; Chaetothyriales; Herpotrichiellaceae.